UACAACUGCUCUUGAUUGCCUCCAGGAAUCCUCCUUUGUAUUCUAAUUUUUUUAAAAAAUUACUAACAACGUCUACUCCUCUACUUGAUAAGAACUGUUCAUCUGGGAUUGCCAGUGGAUGCUGUAAUGAUACAUAAUGAUGCUAUAAUGAUACACAAUGAUCAUUAUCUUCCAACCAAAUAACCCCGUUUGCACCAAUAUUUUGAUCCGUGUGGCGUAACAUGGUCUUGCUUAUUGCAAAAAAUGACUUGUUAUUCUCCAGUAUGACCCAGUAUGGUAGGAUCGCAUAGAACCAAGAUAUUUCUUCAUUGGGUCGGUUUGUAAUGCUGAGUUUGAUCUCAGUUUGGUUGACUGUCUUAUGCAAGGCAGCCUCGGCUCGAUUCCUCAGUUGAGAGGAACAUUAAGGACUCCACCACACAUCCCUGUCCUCUGGAGAAGAAACAGAGCUAAUGAUGGAGCUGACCAAUGGAACUACCGUCCAGGAAUUCAUUUUGCUAGGCUUGGAGAGUGGACAACACAAACGUUUCUUCCUUCUUAUUCUUUUUACUAUUAUCUACAUCAGCACUUUGGCUGAGAAUGCCAUUAUUAUCAUGCUGGUGCAUGUAGAUGCACAAUUAGCACAGCUCCCCAUGUAUAACUUUUUGGGAAACUUCUCCCUGCUGGAGAUCUGCUAUGUGACCACUACCAUGCCCCGUAUGCUCUUCGAUCUAGCUUCUCCUCAAGGGAUCAUCACCGUCCAAGCCUGUUUCAUACAGUUUUAUCUGUUCUACUCACUUGGUACCACUGAAGACUUCUUUCUCUCAGCCAUGGCCUUAGAUCGCUAUCUGGCCAUCUGUCACCCACUCUAUUAUCCAUUAAUUAUGUCUCCAAAGAACUGUUCCAAGCUUGUGGCUAGUUGCUGGAUAGUUGGCUUUUUGGUAUACAUUGUGCCAAUAAUUUUGAUCUCUAGGCUGUCUUUCUGUGGCCCCAAUGUCUCUGACCACUUUCUGUGUGAUCAAGCCAUUCUGUCCUUAGCUUGCCCUCCAUUUGGAAAUAUUCUGCAUAUCCUUUUUUUCAUGAAUAUUUUCAUCAUAUCAGGCAACCUAAUCUUUGUAACUAUUUCCUAUGGCAUUAUAAUUGUCACACUGAUCAAAUCCUCUAACCAAAGUAGCAGGAAGAAAGCUUUCUCCACCAUAUCCUUUCACCUCAUGGUGGUGACCCUUUUCUAUGGUUCUGUGGCAGGAAUGUAUGGAACUCCAAGUGGGGGUGGUCAGUCACAGGUCACUAAAAUCGUCACUGUCUUCUUCACUGCCGUUACGCCCUUUCUCAAUCCCAUGAUCUACUGUCUGAGGAACAAUCAGAUGAAGGAGGCCAUAGACAGGUUGCUGAGAAGAAUGGAGGGAUGGCUGAGAAAAAACAUCACAUCGUGAUAAAAGGAAUGGAAAGGAGAAAUCUAAUCAACCUUCAAUACCAGUGUUGUAAAUCCUUUUAGAAAAUUCUCAUUUUUUAAAGUAGAUUUCAAGUACAAGGAACUUAACCAAGAGGAACAUAGGUGUUCUAAUUUUCAGAUGAUUGAUCCAAAUUCUUAUUUACAAUCCUAUUAUUCUCAAUUCAAAAUGCAACAUUAAUAGGGCAAUAAAGGCAAAGGUAAGGGUUUCCCCUGUCUGACUCUAGGGAAUGGUGCUCAUCUCUGUUUCUUAGCUGAGGGAGCCAGUGUUGUCUGAAAACACUUCUCCGAUAAUGUGGCCCACAUCACUAUACGCUGCUGCAUAUGGAAUGUUGCUACCUUCCCCUCAAAGUGGUACCUAUUUAUCUACUUGCAUUUACAUUCUUUUGAACUGCUAGGUUGGCAGGAGCUGAGGCAGGGAUGGGAGCUCACCCUGUCAUGCGACGCUUGGGUCUUGAACCCAGGCUGCCUUUAAACCUUCAAAUAAAUUUACGUCUUUAAA
This is a messenger RNA of Crotalus tigris (Tiger rattlesnake), 1928 nucleotides long. Its product is annotated as olfactory receptor 11G2-like. The coding region runs from base 450 to 1409 and encodes 319 amino acids. Lineage: Eukaryota; Metazoa; Chordata; Lepidosauria; Squamata; Viperidae. The transcript is spliced from 2 exons. Gene Ontology annotation, cellular component: membrane. The record is from RefSeq and is a predicted model, not a curated record. Gene Ontology annotation, biological process: G protein-coupled receptor signaling pathway. Gene Ontology annotation, molecular function: G protein-coupled receptor activity; olfactory receptor activity.